Chiloscyllium plagiosum (whitespotted bambooshark) is the source of this 2501-nucleotide messenger RNA. RefSeq lists its product as uncharacterized. The record is from RefSeq and is a predicted model, not a curated record. Lineage: Eukaryota; Metazoa; Chordata; Chondrichthyes; Orectolobiformes; Hemiscylliidae.
GAAGCGGAACCAAAACCAGGAGGGGAUGGAGGUGGAAGAAGGCGAGAUUGCAACCCUUGCCGAAGGUCCUUCUGAUUCUACUCGAGAUUUCCAAAAGGUGCAAGGUGAAAUGGAAGCAGAAUUGAAUAGUACAAAAUCUGGGCAGGCAGUUAUUGGUCAUGCUUCAGUUGAGGCAACUGUUACUUUAAAAUCCACACCAAGUCACAAAACUGCAGUGAUGGACCUCCAGAAGAAAGAGGAAUAUCACAAGAAGAGCAGGGAGUUCAGCAUCACCAGAAAAUCCCCAGCCUCUAUUGCAAGUUCUAAGAAAGCCAUAAAGAGCUCUGAUGGAGCCAAGACCCAUCCGUCAAGCAGUCAAAGCCCUGCAGGAUCCAGUCCAAUGGAAUUGCAACCUUCAACCUUAGGAAAAUCUCUUCAGCCAAUGGGGAGUUUAUCUUCUAUGACAGUACCUAUGCGUUUGGAUGCUCUUGCCUAUUUGUUAAAUCAAGCUGUUAUGAACUCACAUAAUGUAAUACCUCCUGUGCCAAGUUUUGCCAACCAAUGCAGUUUGGCUGCAUGUAGGAACACAAUCCCCCUGACCUACUGCCCUUGUCAUAGAGGAACUCCUAAUGUAGUUGACUGUCCUUCGGUACCUAUAUACUUGACCCAACAACAUACCUCUACUAAUGCAAUUUAUCCCAAUCAAGGAUUUGUCAAUCUAGGAUACCAGCCUGGUCCAAUUAACUCAGUGCCAAGUCAGAAUUGUAGCAAUGUCGGUCAGCAUGUUGCUAAUAGAGAAAUGGAUGUUCACACAAACAGAAGAUGGGAACAGAUUAAUUCUUCACUGUCUUCAACAAGUAUAAAGAAAUGGGAUGAUUCCAAAGCAAUGCAAAACUUUGAUGAAGCUUCUUACAAUGAACGAUGUAAUAGUGAUUUUAAUCAGGCAAGAAGUUCUUUCAAGGGAAGUUAUUUUGGAAGUACUUCACUUCCAGGAACCUCUGGGAAUUGGAAACGUGGUCAGAAUGAUAAUCGUGAAUGGCAAGACAGGGGCUUUGGUAGGUCUGUAAGAAAGUAUAAUGAUUCAGGUAGCAGUUAUAGGGUGAGAGGUGCAGGUGAUCAUUAUAAAAGGGAACACAGGGAAAGAUCAUUUGGGUCAGACUUUAGAGUCAGAAAGAGAAAUGAAGACGAUAACUCUUGGUCAUUGAAUCAGGAUUCAUAUUCAACUCCCAAACAGAUGCGUUUGUCAGAGAAUGCUGAACCCAGCUGGCAGCAUAGAAGAGGACAAACUGGCUGGGCACAGGAGGAAAACAAACAUUUUGGAGAGAAUUGUAGGUCCAAAACAAUUGACACUACAGUUAAAGAGAAGGCAUUAAUAUUUUCUGGAAAAAGAAUUUCGUCCGGAGAAGAUUGGGAUGCAGAAUAUGACACUGAAGAAACAAAAUCAGGUGGCAUUAAAGAAACAUCGUUCAUUCCACAGCAUGUUAAAAACAAGAAAACUGUAACAGAUGAUGGUUGGAAGACUGACUGUCUUGAGAAAGGGCAUUCAAAGCAAGAGGGCCCAUUGCAGCUUCAGGAAACUGAAGAGGAUAUUAUAGAUGUGGGAAGAGAGGACUUUGAUGCUGGCAAGAAAUGUCAUCCCUUACUGGGCUCUGUUACUUGUGUCCAGAGCAAUACAUCAUCUGAUGUAGAAAACAUAUUUAAAAUUAUGGAGAAAGAUGUUGCAUGUGACACCAGAGUGAAUGUGACUGAACAGGAAGUAAACACUGUUGAAUUACAUGCUACCUCUUGAGGAGUUGACUCACAUGUCUGUGAACAUGUUGAAUAAUAAAUACCCACAAUGGAAACAAUUGAAGCAGACAACCAUAGACCAACUGCAGAAACAUUUGAGAAGUCAGCGAAUGAUACAUUGAAGAUUGCCAAGGAACAUUAAUAUAUUAAGAGCACAAACAAAGGACAUGAUGAAGACAGUCCUAUAAUGCAGAAUGCUGCUGAUCCCGCAACUUUGAACCUGCCUUCCAAGAAACAUGAAUCUGUUUCUUGAGAUGGUGAAACUUAGUGGUUGAGCUAAAAGAACAUGAAAAUAUGGUUGAGUCCUUUAGUGUGGCAAAGAAUAAAAAUCUAACCAGGUAAAGGAUUGAUAACUUAAUUUCUUGAAGAUUUAAAUAAGCAAAACCUGGAAUAAACAUGGACAGAAUUUCUUUUUGUUUUAUUUAAUUUGUGGAAUCUUAAGUGAUAGCAUUUGUCUUGUGUUUAAUCGCAUGAGCAUUUAAUAAACGAGGAAAUUUAUCUUUAAUGUAAGAUAAGAAAACCAUCAUAAAAUGAAACAGAUGUUCGGAAUUUUCUUCUGGCUUCUCAUGCUGCACAGCGUAGAAUUGGCAGAAAUAUAGUAGGCAUCCCAUUUCUGUAUGUAUGCAUUUUUUUAACUCAACUGUAGACAAUGUUAAGGCACAGGAAUGCAAGUAUGCUCUAAGCCAAAACAUGAGAUAGUGUCUGAUUCUUGUGUUGUCUGUAAGUCAGAAUUA